Molecule: messenger RNA, 2094 nt
Organism: Stylonychia lemnae
Lineage: Eukaryota; Ciliophora; Spirotrichea; Sporadotrichida; Oxytrichidae
Source: the annotation of a GenBank genome assembly
AUGAAAUCUCAGCUUAAGUGGUUCAAGAAGAGCUUCUUGAAAAUCGAUAUUUAUGGCCGCUAAAUCAAAUUCAAGUAUUAAGGUUAAGAUACUAAAAAGACCUAUCCAGGUGCCUUUGCAACAAUUCUAACAAUUUUAUUCGUGUUUACACAUUUUGCUUUCUAACUGAAAGACAUUUUCAAUAAUAAAUUUACAAUGAAGUCUUUCAACCACCCUUAAGACAUGACAUCUUAGGAUAUUAACAUAACCUAAAAUCAGUUUGAUUUCGGAAUUAACAUUAUUUCACCUUUGUAUUACAGUGCUGAGAGUUAUCUGGGUUAUUCAUUGGAGUAGUUUAUGAAUAUUUCAAUGAUUUAGUACAAUAAAGACUACUCAUCUGUUUAUUUAGGAUUCUAAAAUUGCACAAAUGAUAGGUUUUUAGGAGAUGAAAGUUUUUAAAACUUAUCUAGUGUAGAUCCUUCAUACUGGAACAAUAUCAAAUGUUCAUAAGCAAACUAAGUUAUGAGUCUUUCUGGCAAGUAGGGCUUUUCAUAUAUGUACUUAAUGAUUGGGAGAUGUGAUUAGAAAUAUCUUGAGAGCAUCCUUCCUGAAAAAGUAUGCGUUAGUGAUAAUGAUGUGCUAAAUAAAUUUAUCGAGGAUACUACUUUCUAAUUUAUGUAUACUCGUCAAUAUUUUGAUCCUUAGGAGUUUAAGAGUUCACCUGUUAAGACAAAGGUGGAAACACUAGAUUUGAUACUUUAAGAGACUUAGAUGACCAGUAUUGAUGCUUAGCUGUAGUUACUAACUGCUCUAGAUUUAAAUUCUAAGAUACAUGAUUCUCUAGAUAGUUAGGAAUACUUGUUGACUCAAGCUAUUAUAUCGACUGUUGAAUCAGCUUAGAACUGGAGGAAAAACUACUUAUAGAUAGAAUUUUCAAUCCAAAAUCAGUAUAAUCAUCUUGAGAGACAGAUGUUCAACUACGUGCAAGCAAUAUGCUUAUCAGGAGGUCUAGCAGGAAUACUAAUUAUCUUUGCAAAAAUAUGUCUAAUGCCUUUCAUCGAGCUAAUCUUCUAUUCAAGCUUGAUGAAAAGUUCUUUCUUGAUAGGUAAAGAGUUUCUUACAGAGUAAAACUUAGGCAACACUGACAACUUUGAUUCUGUAUUAGAUAGCUUUAAAUAGAAACCCAUUAUUGAUCGAUAUAAUUUAAGCAAUAAUAAACCAGAGGAUUAUUAACGAUUAGCCUAAAAAUUAAACAGUAGAGUUAAAUUCAAGUAUUCAUCACUUCAGUUUAUAAAGGAUUCAAUAUUUGGAUGUUGUCUUUGCUCUAAGAAAAAUAAAGUGACUACUCUAAGAUAGCUAUUUCUAUAUGGCAAAAAGAAGUUAGAUCAAUCAAUGGAUAUUAAGAAAGUCAUCUAUCAGCUAAGAGAAUAUGAGAUCUUAAAAAACAUUCUUUUGACUAGAUAGCAAAAGAAGUUACUUCCUUUUCUCUAAAAGAAUAGGAUAGAUAAACAAUUUGAGAAAAGAGUCAUUACAGUAAAGAAACCGACUUAGAUAUAAAAAGAAGAAUAGACUCUUAACUUGAUUCUUGAACAUUUCUCAGAAAAUUUAGAUCCGAAGAAUAACUUUAAUAAACGCAUAUUCGAGAACCUUGUCACCCAAAUAGACGAGUAGCCAACCUAAGAAAGAGAUAAGUCACUCAAACAGAAAAUGUUUACGGGCAUCAUUAAGAAGUGCAUUCGAGCAAAUACAGGAAUACUAACUAAAGAGACAAAAUUUGAAUCAAUGAAAAUUAAGAAGGGCAUCUCCCAGAGUUUCAUUAAUGAAGAAGAGGAAAGCUAUGACUAAUUUAUGAGUAAACAGAAUCAAAAUUAGAUGACAAGCAUGCGUACCAAAAACCGAGCAGCUGAUCAGAGUGUUUAUAACUUAGAUGAUGAAGCAGAUGGACAGUAAGCUAUAUUUUAGAACUCUAAAUCUGUGUUUAAAACCUAUGAUCAUCUUCCUAUAGAUAGUCAAAGGAAAAAUAAGCCUAGGAAGAAUAAAAUUGUGAUGAAAGCCAAAACAAGAAUUGUGAAGAGACCAAUCGAGCUUCAACAAAAUCAUGAUAGCGAGAUAUGA